This is a messenger RNA of Ilyonectria robusta, 1248 nucleotides long. RefSeq lists its product as uncharacterized. The transcript is spliced from 2 exons. The coding region runs from base 288 to 1154 and encodes 288 amino acids. NCBI's taxonomy places the organism in Eukaryota, Fungi, Ascomycota, Sordariomycetes, Hypocreales, Nectriaceae. The record is from RefSeq and is a predicted model, not a curated record.
GGAAUUACUCCAUCGGCACCGGGUGCGCCUCUCCAAAAGGGAAUUCAGCUCAUGGCCGGCGCCGAGCUCAAUCUCCCCCGCCACUUUUACCCCACACGGCCCGAAGACGGUAAACCCGAAGCCGCGGGGAACCUCGGCAGCUCAGACGACCUCGUCUCUACCGCAAGCUCAUAAAUCCGCGUCUAUAAUUGAGUAGCGCAAAAAGGUUGUCAUACUCGAUAACCGCAUCUCUUGCAAUUUUCUAGAUCUUCAGGCUCGGAAUAAUCACUAAUCACAGCUCGCCCAUCAUGUCGGACCGUGUUAGCCAGAUCACCAGUCACCUCAACUACCCCAAGGGUAUGUUGGCCGGUCAAGUCGCCAUCAUCACCGGUAGCGGACAGGGCAUUGGCGCCGAGGCUGCGCGGUUGUUUGCGAAUGAGGGCGCGAAGGUUGUCGUGGCGGAUAUUGACGAGAAGAAGUCCGCCGCUGUGGCUGAGGCCAUCAACAAGAGCGGCGGCCAGGCCAUUGCCGUAGCAGGCGACGUCCUCGAUUCCGAAUACAUCAAGGCGCUGGUCAAGAAGGCGGCCGACUUUGGCAACGGCAAGAUCAACAUCAUUGUCAACAACGCCGGCUACACGUGGGACGGCGUCAUCCACAAGAUGACGGACAAGCAGUGGGAGACCAUCAUCGCCCUGCACUGCACCGCGCCCUUCACGCUGGUGCGCGCCGCGGCGCCUUACUUCCGCGUCAAGGACGGCGCGCCGCGAUGCAUCAUCAACAUCUCGUCCACGUCGGGCGUCCACGGCAACGCGGGCCAGCUCAACUACGCGCUGGCCAAGGCGGGCGUCACGGGCUUCACCAAGACCAUCGCCAAGGAGUGGGGGCCCGCGUUCGGCGUGCGCUCCAACACCAUCGCCUUCGGGCACAUCCUCACGCGACUGACGGCCGCCAAAGAGAACGGCGCCUUCAUCGCGGGUCCCGCGGGCGAGAAGAUUGCCCUCGGUAUCCCCUCAGCAGCCGCGGCGGCGGCGGGAGAUGCCAUGUAUGCGGAUAUUGCGCUGCGGAGGCCUGGCACCCCGGCCGAGGCUGCGAGCAGUGUCCUGGCUGUAGCAAGCCCGCUGUUCUCUUAUGUGACGGGGCAGACUAUCAUGGUGACGGGAGGACGAAACAUGUAAGACCUGCAGGGUGGCGCUAGAUAUGUAAGAUCAAAUUCAAGACAUGGCAAUAUAAAUGGAGAAAUUGGCAUCAAGAUUGAGGAAAAGAAGGGGC